GAACACUGUAAAAGACACGUUAACAUUUGGGAAAUGAUCGAGGCGAAUACGAAGGUUUCACCCGGCUAUUAGUUCUUCUCAUCCAAACACUGUUCAAACUGUUUAGUUUGGACUGCAUAUGCAUAACGACAUCUACAUGGAUUACUCAAGUGGUUUCAGGCCAGUUGCGAAGUAUAAUGGAGCUGAUCACUGAAAAACACAACUCGACUGUUUGGCUCAUUUGCGGACACGCACGCGGAGUGGAGACGCUUCUCGCCUGAGCGAGCUCAUUAUUGCGCAGAGGAAGGGGAGGAGGAGGCGGCGGCUCUGCCUCCUGUGUAGAAAAGCUGCUGUUUCAGUCCGCCGUCGCUUCUGAGCAGAUCACUCCUCGUCUUCUCUCCACACCAUCCCAAGUGCCAGUGUAUCUCGCUCCAGCGGAUGCCACCAGGAGAAGAAGUUUAAAGCCCAGAGGUGCUGCUCAGGAGACGAGGCGUCUCGACACUUCUUCGCCCUCAGCUCAAGUAUUUUGUCGGAAGUUUUUCGGGGGGGAUUCAGUCAUGACUCGGAGGUCCUGUGCCAUUUACGCCACCGGGAUCGUGUGUGCUCACCUUCUGAUCGUGGGGAUCGCACUCCUCGUGGCUCAAGUCUUCCAAACAAUGAUCCACAGCCGCCUAAAACAGGAAAUCACCCUGACAGAGAAGAGUCAAGUUUUCGAGUCGUGGAAGAAUCCUCCUCCACCUGUUUACAUGGAGUACUACUUCUUCAAUGUGACCAAUCCUGAAGUGUUUCUGAAGGGCGGGAAGGCGUCCCUGCAACAAAUCGGACCUUACACCUACAGGGAGUACAGGCCGAGGGAAAAUGUGACUUUCCUGGAGAAUGGCACCAAAGUUUACGCCCUCAACCCCAAGUCCUUUGUGUAUCUGCCCGAGAAGUCCAGAGGUGACCCUGAACUGGACAUGCUUACGACGGUCAAUAUCCCCUACGUGGCAGUGAUGAACGAGUUGAACUCCUACAACUUUCUGCUACGCUCGCUGGUCUCCAUCUACACUAAAAACCUGGGUGUGGAUCUCUUCAUCACACGCUCUGUCCAUGAGGUCCUCUGGGGUUUCCAAGACCCCCUGCUCUCCAAAGUUAAAACCAUGAAGCCUGAGAUAGACGAUUAUUUCGGACUUAUGUGGAAGAAAAAUGGCACCCACGAAGGAGAAUUUGUCUUCCACACCGGCGAACAGAACUACAUGGAUUAUGGAAAGAUUGACACUUGGAAUGGUCUGAGGGAAAUGUCCUGGUGGUCAUCCAAGCAGAGCAACAUGAUCAACGGCACAGACGGGGCCGUCUUCCAUCCGCUCAUUAACAGGAAUGAGCUGCUUUACAUCUUCGCUGCUGAUCUCUGCAGGUCCAUUCAUUUGGCGUAUGUGGAAGACGUGGAGGUGAAAGGCAUCCAGGCGUAUCGCUUCGCACCCCCCAGUGAUGUGCUCAUGAGCCCCAAAGAUAACCCUGCCAACGAGGGAUUCUGUGUGCCGGCCGGCGACUGUCUCGGCACUGGCGUGCUUAAAGUCAGCGUUUGCCGAGAAGGCGCUCCCAUCGUGGUGUCUUUCCCUCACUUCUACCAAGCCGACCCCAAGUACAUCAAUGCGGUUGAGGGCCUUAACCCUAACAAGGAGGAGCACGAGACCUACCUGGACCUGCAGCCGACCACAGGAGUCCCAAUUCGGGCGUGCAAGAGAGCCCAGCUCAACAUCAUCUUGAAGCGUAUCCAAGGCUUCCCACAAACCAAGUUCAUAAAUGAGACCAUUUUCCCGAUCAUGUUCGUCAAUGAGACGGCCACCAUCGACGAUGAGUCAGCAUCUCAAAUGAGGACGCUGCUCUUAAUCGUGACAUUGGUGUCCAACUUCCCCUUGCUCAUCGUGGGCAUGGGUCUCAUCCUGCUGCUGGUUCUGGUCGUCCUGUUCUGCCGAAAGCGCCAGAAGAAGAAUGAAGUAAAACGUAUUGAUUUUACUGAAGCUUUUCAUUCUUUUACUACUGCCAAGGAGGACACGGCGUACACUCAGGUCAGCAACAAAGCUGACGAGUCGCCAGACGCCCCACCCAGCCAACCCGUUAAAAACGGCUCCUACAUUGCCAUGUCCCCUGUGGAACCCCAAAAGUGCUGAUUACCGGGGCUCACCACCUCCCGGUGUGGAGCUCAGGAAGGCGACAGAGUGCAUAGGCCGGGGAGUGGGGGCUCGGGGACCAUGUGAGACCACACAUCCUGGUUCAUGUUUAGUAAAAGACUGCUUUGCCUCCUACCACCCAACUGCCCCACCUUAUGAGGGAACACUGUAACACAGACCUGCAUCCCCAGCCCCUCAGCUUCCACCAGGGGGUGCUAUAGGACGUAAUCUGUCAGGGCUGAGAGUAGUUUUGCUUCUUAUGAGGGAUAAGAGGCAGACUGAGCCAAAAUAUCACAAUUUCCUACCUAACACUUAUGGUCCACCCCCCGCCCUCCUAGAACACUAGUUAAACACUGAUAUCUAAAGCAGCUUGUGAUGUGAAUUCGUACCUUUUUAGGCGUUGUCACAUGGUCAACCCUACCCGAACCCGCAUCCUGCCUUAUGACGUUUCUGCCCCAUCUGCAAAUAUCCUUCUACGUAGUUACUGAGAACUGCUGAGAUGCCGCUGACCAAACAUCCAGCAGGACUUCCAACGGGUGCUGAGAGACACUCACUUGGACCACUCCGGGCCGCUGAGACAAAGCACAAUUUGGAUCUGAUGCUCAUCCCACAUGGCUAGCGAGUGAUCUGUUCGGGACUGUCAAAGUGCCAUGACUCAGUCGAAGUGACUCCUCAGGCUCGCUAAGCUGUCAGGCAGCAGCACUUGAAUCACUAUUUGUCUUACCUGUCACAUUUCAAACCAAUGUGGGUGAAUUGGAAGAAUUCCCUACACUUUGCCUGGAAAGUUGUGCCCUGUGUAUCUUCUGUGUGUGUGUGGUCCAAGUGUACUGAACAUUUCAACUGGUUUGUCUGAAGGUUUCUGCUGCGUUACUGGAGUGUCUUCUUUUGUUUUCUCUUAGAAAUUACUUCAGAAUUUUGUCAUUGCUGCUAAAGUCGCCGUCACCUUUAAUCAGACUGGAGUUGUAAACUCUCACCUGAGCACACCACGGCCAAAGCUUGUUGCCAUUUCAUUCAGCGAUUCUCACUCAAGCCUCGCUAAACAUUUCACAGGCGCUCACAACAAGCUCCUAGCCAAAUCUGUCUGCUGCCAGGCGACAUCACUGUGGUGGGAUGUCCCAGAAUCCUUGAACCUCAGAGACCUUAACACAACCUGAGCCGCCGCCGAGCCCCACCCUCCUCCAUACUUGACCAAAGAGUGUGUGUGCGCACGCGUGUGUGUAUGUGUGUCAACAUCGAGGCAAGAAAAGAGGUAUUGCUAGUCAUUCCCGCCGGCAUUACAGCAGACAAACUAAUCCAAGUGCGCUGUGAACAGCUGAUGAUCUCAGUAUUACAAAAAAGCAAUACAGUGUAUGUUUUGUUUUUGUUUUGCUUUCAGUCUGUAAACAUUUCCAUCAUUUUAUUGCAUGAUUUUGGGUCCAAGCACAUUUCUUCAAUUGUUGUCCAUGUUACCAGACUGGAAGAGUAGGGAAGGCUGACUGUCUCCAGCUAACAAGGUGUCACUAGUUUGAAAAGAUGAAUGAAGCCUCCGGUCCGGUCAGGCAUGCGUGCCAAACCAUGUUCUGUUUUUCUCGUCUCAGUUUUCCUCCAACAUUGAUGUAACGACAGCAACUGCUGUUCCGAGGUCCAAGGUGUCACCACGGCCCGUAUUAAUUUUGCUGCUGAAAGUGACAAUCUUUGUCAUGCUUGGUGCAAAAUGACGUCAAAUUAAUUUUUGAUAUUUUACACUGCACAAAUGUUUCUACUGUGCUUUUGUAAACAUUUUUAGUGUAUUUGCAAUAAAAUAAAAGUUGCAUUUCAGUGCAAAGGUCA
This is a messenger RNA of Synchiropus splendidus (mandarinfish), 3938 nucleotides long. It is a transcript of the gene scarb2a, whose product is annotated as scavenger receptor class B, member 2a. The record is from RefSeq and is a predicted model, not a curated record. Bases 537 to 2129 code for a protein of 530 amino acids. Gene Ontology annotation, molecular function: scavenger receptor activity. The transcript is spliced from 13 exons. Gene Ontology annotation, biological process: protein targeting to lysosome; receptor-mediated endocytosis. Gene Ontology annotation, cellular component: lysosome; membrane; cytoplasm. NCBI's taxonomy places the organism in Eukaryota, Metazoa, Chordata, Actinopteri, Syngnathiformes, Callionymidae.